Podarcis raffonei (Aeolian wall lizard) is the source of this 4919-nucleotide messenger RNA. RefSeq names its product protein tyrosine phosphatase receptor type C (gene PTPRC). Bases 113 to 3724 code for a protein of 1203 amino acids. Gene Ontology annotation, biological process: positive regulation of peptidyl-tyrosine phosphorylation; negative regulation of protein kinase activity; protein dephosphorylation. Lineage: Eukaryota; Metazoa; Chordata; Lepidosauria; Squamata; Lacertidae. The transcript has 31 exons. The record is from RefSeq and is a predicted model, not a curated record. Gene Ontology annotation, molecular function: protein tyrosine phosphatase activity; protein binding.
CUUAGUCUCUGGGUGUCAGAGGAAGCUGCUCCCUGAAUGAUAAGGACGCAUUGCAAUAGACUGACACACACAUGCUGUUUUGUGAGGAUACACAUGAGCCCUGGAUGUAACCAUGUUUUUGUGGCUUAAACUCUUGGCGUUUGGCUUGGCCCUCGUUGUGGAUGGACAGGACUCAGUGGCAAAGAAUCCUACUGCUCCUACUCCCCAAGAGAUUGUUCCAACAAGCAGCUCAUCCUUCCUCGCUCGCACGGACUCAAACUCUUCCAGCACGCAGGCACUCAGCAGCACUGCUGCCCCUCCUUCACUCUCUCCCUCCACCGUCACGCACGCACCACCAGAUGAUGGGGAUAAUUCCACCACGCAUACCAACAUUUCAGCGUCCUCUGGCACUCCAGCAAACAUCCCUUCAGCUCUCUCAGAGACCACCCUUGGUCCAAUAGCUACUCCCGUGGACUGCAAUCGUAGAACCAUUUCAGUGGCUCUUUAUAAAUACAAUUCAGAAGGCGUCACUGCAGAACUUACAGUUACAAAGAAGCCAGAGCUGCAAAAUGUUAGCUGUGAAAAUGCCCACUGUACUUGGGACAAGGACCAAAGCACACUUGCUGGACUUCAAGAAUGUGACGAAUACAAUAUAGUAGCAUCUUUUAAUGGAUGUGAUGAUUUCACAUUAUCAGUUCAUGUCCCCCCUGAAACCAAUAAGUGGAAACUAGAAGAACCUAAAAAAAGUAACACCAGUGUGACUUUAUCUUGGAACAAUCGCAGAUAUGAUAAGCAUCAUUGCCAUUUAAGAUAUUACUGUCGCUGUCAUCCUCAUGGUAAGAAUUUUCCGACCACUGAAGAGCAGAAUGGUUGUACAGUGACAGGUUUAUCACCCAACAAGAACUACAAUUGUUCAUCAGAAGUAUGGUAUAAUGGCAAAAAUGUGAAAACUGGCAACAAACAGCUAACAACAGAUUAUGGAACGCCUGGCAAGCCUGAAGAUAUUUCAUGGAAUUCAAGUAAUUCUUCAAUAGAAAUCACGUGGAAGAAGCCACUAUCUGAAGAAAAUGGCCCUAUUGAUGGGUACAUGGUCUGCCUCGGGGACCACUGCAGUGAAAAAGAUAAUGUUUCAAAGAAUACCAGUUAUAUAUGGAAUGACUUAAAGCCCUACAAAAAUUAUAGUGUCUAUGUUUGGGCAUACACCAAAACACAGAAUGAUGCAGUACUGGAAGGGCAACGAACUAGCAAGACAAUUCCCACUAAAGCAGCAAAACCAACAGGUGUGAGAAAUCUCAAAGCGGACUUAUCAAACGAAGCAAACAAUGCUGUUAAGAUCAAAUGCUCAAAGCCAGAACAAAUAAACGGCCCCAAAGAAGAAUAUAUCUUGUACCUGGAGGAUGAGAAUAAAACGAAGAAAGAUUGUUCUUUUGAAGUUAAAGACCUGGCUUAUCUGACAACAUACACGUUUAAGGUUGGUUUUAGCAACGGGAAUUAUACCUCGGAAGCCUUGGCCUCUAAUCCAGUAACAACCAGAUAUAAUUCUCAAGCCCUGAUUAUAUUUUUGGCAUUCCUCAUUAUUGUGACCUCUGUGGCUUUGCUCCUUGUUUUGUAUAAAAUCUACACUCUUAACAAAAAACGAUCAUCGGAUCCAGAUACAGGUAUGCAGCCUCUUAUCAUAGGCAGAGAUGAUGAUAAACAUCUGCUGAACAUAGACCCAAUUCCUGCAGAGUUGUUGUGGGAAACAUAUAAGAGGAAGAUAGCAGAUGAAGGAAGACUUUUCCUGGAUGAAUUUCAGAGCAUUCCCAGAGUUUUCAGUAAAUUCACAAUAAAAGAUGCACGCAAGUCUUACAACCAGAACAAAAACCGUUACAUUGACAUCCUCCCUUAUGACUACAACCGUGUGGAGCUUUCUUCAAUACUCGGGGACCCUGGAUCUGACUACAUAAAUGCAAGCCAUAUUGACGGCUUCACAGAACCAAGAAAAUACAUUGCUGCCCAAGGUCCCAAGGAGGAGACAACGGAUGAUUUCUGGAGAAUGAUCUGGGAGCAGAAGGCAACCAUCGUCGUCAUGGUGACUCGCUGCGAGGAAGGAAACAGGGUCAAAUGUGCCAAAUAUUGGCCAUCCAUGGAAGAGGAGACUGCAUCUUACGGAGACAUCGUUGUGAAGAUAAACGAAUGUAAAGUGUGCCCCGACUACAACAUUCAGAAGCUGCACAUCACAAACAGAAGAGAAAAGACCACAGGAAGAGAUGUGACCCAUAUCCAGUUCACCAGCUGGCCAGACCAUGGAGUCCCUGAUAAUCCCCAUCUCCUUCUCAAGCUCCGACGCAGAGUUAAUGCUUUCAGCAACUUUUUUAGUGGCCCAGUUGUGGUCCAUUGCAGUGCUGGUGUUGGGCGCACUGGAACCUAUAUUGCAAUUGAUGCGAUGCUGGAGGGACUAGAGGCUGAAGGAAGAAUGGAUGUCUAUGGCUACAUUGUCAAGUUGCGGCGGCAGAGGUGUCUUAUGGUGCAGGUGGAGUCACAGUACAUCUUGAUCCAUCAAGCUUUGGUUGAAUACAUCCAGUUUGGUGAAACAGAGGUCAAUAUCCCAGAACUACACAACUGCCUCAAUUACCUGAAGAAGCGAGAUCCUGCCAGUGACCCACCUCCACUGGAAGCUGAAUUCCAGCGACUGCCUUCAUACAGGAAUUGGCAGACACAGAGAGCAGCUAACAGAGAUGAAAAUAAAAGUAAAAAUCGGAGUUCCACAGUCCUUCCAUAUGACUCUAACAGAGUUCUGUUCAAGUGUGAAGAGGAGGGCAGCCGAGAGAGUGAGCACGAUUCCAACGAUGAGGAUUCAGACGAGGAGAGCGAAUGCGAGGAGCCCAACAAAUAUAUCAACGCUUCCUAUAUAACUGGUUACUGGCUUCAAAAUGCAAUGAUAGCAACCCAAGGGCCUCUCCCAGAAACCAUUGGUGACUUCUGGAACAUGGUGUAUCAAAGAAAAGUGAAAGUUAUCGCUAUGCUGACGGAGCUGAAAGAUGACACACAGGAAUUCUCUGCACAGUACUGGGGAGACGAAAAGAGGACCUAUGAUGGUAUUGCGGUUGAACUGAAGGAUGUCAACCAUUGUUCCAGUUAUACUGUCCGUACCUUUGAUGUAACACACGUUAAGAGGAAAGAAACCCGAAAAGUGUUUCAGUACCAGUACCAUAAAUGGAAAACCUUUGUUCUACCAGAGAACCCGAAAAGCUUAGUCACCAUGAUCCAGGACCUUAAACAGAAGCUCCCACCACCAGAUGUAAUAGCUGAAGCAAAUAUGCGGAGCAGCAAUGUCCCCCUUGUUGUUCACUGCUGUGAUGGUGCCCAGCAAACAGGAGUAUUCUGUGCUUUGCUGAAUCUCUUGGAAAGUGCAGAGACUGAAGGCGUAAUAGAUGUUUUCCAAACCGUGAAAUCUCUCCGUCGAGCCCGGCCAGCAAUGAUUUCCUCCUUUGAGGAUUAUCAGUUUUUGUACGAUGCUAUUGCCAGCGUGUAUCCCGCCCAGAAUGGACAACUGCAAAAAAACCAAGAACACAAAGUGAAUAUUCCAAAUGAUGUAAAGGAAGACGAAGGGGCUAACUCUGUUACCGUUGAUCUCUGCCUUCCCGUCCAGACAAGUGGGAAUAAUGUGGAAAAGCAUGAAGAAUCUAAAGCAAAGGAUGGAUCAAGAGAAGCAGAAAGUUCUUCCAAUGGACCCACAAACCCAAUUUUAACUGAAAUAGCCUAAAAGCUUAUUCUUCCCUUCAAGGCUUCUGUACAUCCCACAGAUGGUUCAUUCAGCAGCAAAUGUUGGGGGAAUGUUCUCUCUCACCACACAAUCCCAAACUCUUGUUUUCUUUAGAGAAAGGUUUUUUUUAAUGAACUCCUGAAAAGAUUGUUUCCCCGCAAAGGUACGCAAUAGGUCACUUGAAACUUGUAGAUAGCUUCAGCAUACUGUGAAUUGUGCAGGUGCGUUUGUGUGUAGAGUUGACAUCUUUAAUUGUUUGGUGAUAUUUGCACUCUUUGGGGUGUGUGGUGUUUUUGUUUUUUUUAAUUGUAUAGUAUCAAGCUCUUUAUUUUCUUUUUUACAAGUUGGUAUUUUACAUAGCACUGAAAGAGGAAAGGAAAUCUUCACUUGUUUGUGUUUGUUUUGACAAAAGAGAAAAAUCGCUAGCACAGUUUAGAUAUGUAUCACCAAUCAUAUGCAACUACAGAUUUAAAUGUACAGGCAGAUAGUCAAAGCAAAGUGCAACACUUCUAGAUUAAAGAGACUCUUAAGACAAGGUUGGGAUAUGGCAGAAGAAAAUGAAGAUCAAAGUGUGUAUAGGUUUAGAAAAUUACACUGGGCACCCCUAGGCACUUGUUCUUUGUUGGUGUCUGUCUGUCUUGGGAGACAAUGGAGAUGAAUUCACCUUUGGGGGUGAAGUUAAACUAUUGGAAGGGAGAGACAUGUAACAGCUGGAGCAGAUGAAGGCGUAAAUUAUAUGCUGUUUGGGGAAUAUGCCCUCCGGUGAGCAGAUGGUAGCAUUGGUGCAUACACAGCACAAUGCCCAUUGUAGACAUUGAGCAUUUUCUAAUACUGAAGUAACCGUACUGCUGCAAGAUCCUAUUUUUAAAAGACUUGCAUUUCUCCAACCUGCCUCUAGAUGUCACUGUGUUCAUAGAUAUCCAACUGACUGUUCCCCUUAGGAUGUGCAAAAAGGUUGCUUGUAAGUUAUGAACACUGAAUGUUUUGCAAUUUGCUAGACAGACAUUAGUCAGUUUACUUGGUUUCCACGUGUUAUCACACCUGAAAUAUUACAAACACACACACACACACACACACGAGUUUUCUCUGACUUGAAUGAAGCUUUUCUUAAAAUAGGUUUUCUUUUUAUUCUUGUAUAUGCUACUCUUUCUGAAAUUACGCAAAUUUUAUAUGAAAAUAAGUUUUAUAUGUUUUA